Diaporthe amygdali is the source of this 2181-nucleotide messenger RNA. RefSeq names its product ercc4 domain-containing protein. Gene Ontology annotation, cellular component: Holliday junction resolvase complex; nucleus. Gene Ontology annotation, molecular function: DNA binding; nuclease activity. The transcript has a single exon. The record is from RefSeq and is a predicted model, not a curated record. Bases 1 to 2181 code for a protein of 726 amino acids. Gene Ontology annotation, biological process: mitotic intra-S DNA damage checkpoint signaling; double-strand break repair; resolution of meiotic recombination intermediates. NCBI's taxonomy places the organism in Eukaryota, Fungi, Ascomycota, Sordariomycetes, Diaporthales, Diaporthaceae.
AUGACCGUCGAAGUAAUUGACCUCUGUUCGAGCCCUCCGGCUGCUCCGCCCCCAAGAGCCCGCCCAAAGGCAUCCGUCUCAACCAGCGCGCCGGUCCCGUCGAAGCCACCGCCGCGGCCAGAGAGACGGGAACUAGAGCAUGACGUCUUCGACUUGACCAAUGUUGGGGACAAUGAUCCCUUCUCAGAUCUCCCGACUGGACCAGUCGUCGGACGGUCCAAUCCAAACGCAUCUAGCACCAACGACUUCCUUUUCCUGUCUGAUGACUUCGAUUCGACGUGCAGCUCGGGAGAUGAUCUCGACCCCAUCGAAACUCGGCCGGCCAAGAAGCAGCGUGUCUCGGGCGAGUCGACUUUAAAAGCUGGAGGUGCUCGUAACCAAGGUGUCCAAGCAUCUACGAUAUCUACGGCAGAAAAGCUCAGAGGAAGACCUGGCGUGCUUCAGCCUACCGGCCUAAGAAAAUGGAAUGCUAAAGCCGAUCCAAUCGAGACAACAAGCUCCCCCCAGUUCCCCGAUUCCUCGAGCAAGCCGGAUGCGAUAUCCAGUGACCCUUUUGCAAGCUCCCCGCGAAACGCUGACAAAGAGAACAUUGUUGACCUCGUCGGUGACGACGAUCCGUUCGCGAGCUCUCCUCCGAGAGGCGCAGGCAAGGCGAUGAUUCCACCUAAACGCAUCGGAAACAGAGAACCCAGCCCAGUGUUGCCGGUGAGUAGCUCGCCGCGGGCUCAAAGUAAGAGUCGGGUGGCCAAGCACUCGGUAGCAUGGGAUCACAUUUCAAGCUCUGCUCCUGAGGCCAGUGUUCGGGAGGCCGACUCGGGGUUUGAUGCCCAAACCUCGCGCGCCGGCCUCGUAAGAAGCCGCUCUGGGGGAGGAGAUCUUGGGGACUUGGCCGAUUUGCCUAUGUCGUCUGACGAGGACGACGAAUUCCCUGAUAUUGACGGCAUCAGGCAGCCGAAGCUGAGCUCCAAGGCGAAGUCCAAGACUAUGGCGGCACCGCGAAUCUCAGGACCAUCUACGUCCAGAACGAAACCGGAUGCGGAAGAAAAAGCGGCCGCGAGGGAAGCAGAGAAGCGAAGGAAACAGCGGGAGAAAGAAGAGAGCAAGGAGCAAAAGAGACGAGAAAAGGAGAAAGCAGCAGCUCUAGCUGAGGUCAACAAGGUUAGGACGGACAAAAAGGUCUCCACGCCGGAAAUGAUCGUCGACCUUCCCUCGUCCAUGAACCCCAGUGUCAGACUGCAAGUCGAGACACUUCUCCAAGAUCUGAACGUCUCACACUACCCGUACAACAGCCCCGUUAAUAAUGUGGUGAAAUGGCGGAGGAAGGUCAGAGCUAGAUUCAACGAGGAUGAGGGCUACUGGGAACCGAUCCCAGUCGAGCGGAUCGAACCUGAGAAGCACGCCAUGGUUCUCAUGCCAGCAGCUGAGUUUGUCGAACUCGCGCUCGGGGCUAAGGGCUCCGACCUCGAGGCCCACGUGCUCAGGAUGCAACGACACUAUGGAGGUGACCAGCUCAUCUACAUGAUCGAGGGGUUGACACCCUGGAUGCGCAAGAACCGCAACGUCCGCAACCGCCAGUUCCAAUCUGCAGUCCGCAAUACCGGCACCGACACGGAUGCCACUGCCACUGCCUCUUCUGCCACUGCUCCACCCUCGAGCAGCCAGGCGCCCCAAGGGCGCAGGAAGAAGGACCCCAAGCCGCCGCCCGUGUACAUCGACGAGGACCAGGUCGAGGACGCGCUGCUCCAGCUGCAGGUCGCGCACGGCGUCACCAUCCACCACACGGGCGCGCCGAUCGAGACCGCCCAGUGGGUCGCCACCUUCACGCAGCACAUCAGCACGAUCCCGUACCGGCGGCAGAGGGACGCCGUCAACGAGUCGGCCGCGUUCUGCAUGGACAGCGGGCAGGUCCGCACCGGCGACGGGCCCGCCGACACGUACGUGCGCAUGCUGCAGGAGGUGGUCAGGGUGACGGCACCCAUUGCGUACGGCAUCGCGGGCCAGUUCCCGACUGUCAGUCAGCUGGUUCGGGGCCUGGAGGAGGAAGGGCCUUUGGCAUUGGAGGGGAUUCGCAAGAGCGCGAAUCGAGACGGGGCAUUUACGGAUCGCACGAUUGGGCAGGCCAUUAGUCGGAGAAUUCACAAGGUGUUCACGGGCAAGGACGAGGCCAGCACUGAUAUCUGA